This is a messenger RNA of Prunus armeniaca (apricot), 237 nucleotides long. The record is from the annotation of a GenBank genome assembly. Lineage: Eukaryota; Viridiplantae; Streptophyta; Magnoliopsida; Rosales; Rosaceae.
AUGGUUGGCUUUAUUGACCCUGCUCAAGUUAGUGCCAACGCUGGGUCACUAACUGACAGAUCACAAAUUAUAGCCAGUCGACUUCAGAAGACAGAUGGUGAACAGAUUUUCAUGAUGCCUUACAAUCCAAGCCGUCAUUGGGUCUUGCUGAUUGUGAGAGCAAAGAAGGAAACCGUCUAUUUUCUGGAUCCUCUGCCCGAAAUCGUGUGGUUAAUGAGGAGGCCAAAAACAUGGUGA